Molecule: messenger RNA, 1002 nt
Organism: Pedinophyceae sp. YPF-701
Lineage: Eukaryota; Viridiplantae; Chlorophyta; Pedinophyceae
Source: the annotation of a GenBank genome assembly
AUGGUGGGCAAAGCCGGACACCAUGUGUCGUUCGCGGGGUGGAUGUCGCUCAUAGUGAUGGUCGUAAAGACGACGGUCAUCGUCAUCAUGCUGCGGCAUGCACGAACCUCCCUCGAGAAGCCCUUCAACGUGUCGGUGGUGGUGGCGUCGUCGGAGGUGGUGAAGUUCAUCGCGUCGCUCGUCGCCGUGCUGUUCUUCAGCAAGGCGGUGCCGCCCGCGUUCCGCGUCCCGGGCGACAUGAGCACGCAGCUCCCACACCGCGUGGGGCUGUUGCAGAAGAGCGCGCUGCCGAUGGUGCUCCCCGCGACGCUCUACCUCUUCCAGAACAUCAUCCUCUUCGUCGCCGCGGGCCAGCUGUCCGCGCUCGUCUUCCAGGUCGCACAGGGUUCGAAGAUCUUCUUCACCGCGGUGUUCACGUCGACGCUCCUGGGGCGCUCCCUCAAGGUCCACCAGUGGGUGGCGCAGCCGAUGCUGGCGGCGGGCAUGGUGCUGCUGUCGCUGCGCGGCGGCAACAUCUCCUCGCAGCCGUCCGACAACCUCCCCGUCGGCCUCGCGCUGAUGACCGUGGGGUGCUGCGUGUCGUCGUUCACUGGCGUCAUCGUCGAGAAGUAUCUCAAGAGCGACACGGAUCCUGGGCUGUGGGUGCGGAACUGCCAGCUGUCGUUCUACUCGUCGUGGCUCGGGUUCGCGUACGCGGUGUUCGUCUCCGGCGCCAGCGCGCAGCCGGACGGCAUGUGGCAAGGGUUUGAUCACGCCAUCGUGGUGGGGACAGUGUUCGUGCAGGCGCUGUCGGGCAUCACGAUCGCGUUCGUGCUCAAGUACGCAGACAACAUCCUGAAGAACUUCGCCUCCGCGGCGUCGGCGAUCCUCACCGCGGUGACGGCGUACUUUGCCUUUGGGGAGGUCCCGGGGGUGUUGGCGGGCCUCGGGGCCGGGGCGGUGAUGUUCGCGGUGCUGACGUACAGCGGCGUGCUGCAGGAGAUCGCGGCGAGCAAGGAAUAG